This is a messenger RNA of Triplophysa rosa, 6575 nucleotides long. Its product is annotated as ephrin type-B receptor 3-like. Gene Ontology annotation, molecular function: protein binding; ATP binding; transmembrane-ephrin receptor activity. Gene Ontology annotation, biological process: axon guidance; cell surface receptor protein tyrosine kinase signaling pathway; protein phosphorylation. Gene Ontology annotation, cellular component: neuron projection; plasma membrane. Lineage: Eukaryota; Metazoa; Chordata; Actinopteri; Cypriniformes; Nemacheilidae. The transcript has 16 exons. The record is from RefSeq and is a predicted model, not a curated record. The coding region runs from base 521 to 3559 and encodes 1012 amino acids.
UUUCAGAGCAGCCGAUCUUCAUUCCAACGCACAUGGAAAGGCAGAGGAGCCGCAGCGGUCCGGGCUCAGAUGGUGAAACUCGCUCAGGGAUUUUACGCGUAAAGCCACAAUAAGGUGAUUUUACGGGACUUACACUGGGACCGCUUUGUUAUCGGACUACAACAAAAUGUUGUUUGAGGAGCACUUGGCAUUUAAACAACUGUUGUCCGAAUAAGGAUUUCAUAGUGAAACAUCUAUAAACGGACACGCAUGUUUUGCACUAAUGAAAAAUAAGGAGCGUUCAUUCAUUGGAUAAAUUUUAAACCUCCAUCAGCGCAGUUUUAGAUAUUUUGCACAUCGGCUGUCGGAUUACACGGACUCAAAAGUGUCUAUAUGUUGAGAGCGUUGUGUUUUGUGGAAAUAUAGCUGAGAAGAACAGAUCUGAAGUUGUAGAAGAAGGUCUCCGAAACUGGACUGAGGGUCUGGGGGAUUUAACAAUCUCCUCUUGGAGCUCCACUUUCAUGUCCAAACUCUCUGGUUUAUGACAAUGGAUUAUUUGCUGUUUUUAUGCAGUUUUUUGCUGCCUCUGUCAUCGGCUGUUGAAGAAACACUGAUGGACACCAAAUGGGCCACGACCGAACUUGCCUGGACUUCCCAUCCUGAAACUGGGUGGGAGGAAGUAAGUGGUUACGACGAUGCCAUGAACCCCAUUCGAACAUACCAAGUGUGCAACAUUCGUGAGCUCAACCAGAACAACUGGCUUCGCAGUGACUUCAUUCCUCGCAAGGACGUUCUCCGUGUGUAUGUGGAGAUGAAAUUCACUGUACGAGACUGCAACAGUAUUCCCAACAUUCCAGGAUCCUGUAAAGAGACAUUCAAUCUGUUUUACUACGAGUCUGACUCAGAUUCGGCCACCUCCACCAGUCCGUUUUGGAUGGAGAACCCUUACGUUAAGGUGGACACAAUUGCUCCUGAUGAGAGCUUUUCUAUGUUGGAAUCCGGCCGGGUCAAUACUAAGAUUCGCAGCUUUGGUCCACUUUCCAAGGCUGGCUUCUACCUGGCCUUCCAAGACUUGGGUGCUUGCAUGUCUUUAAUCUCUGUCCGCGUGUUCUACAAAAAGUGUUCCACAACAAUUGCUAAUUUUGCAGUCUUCCCCGAGACAGCAACAGGGGCUGAAGCCACCUCGCUAGUCAUCGCCCCCGGCACUUGCGUGCAUAACGCUGUGGAAGUGUCCGUCCCUCUCAAACUCUACUGCAAUGGAGAUGGAGAAUGGAUGGUUCCUGUAGGUGCCUGCACAUGUAUGGCUGGUUUCGAACCUGCAGUUAAGGAUUCACAGUGUCAAGCUUGCAGUCCAGGCACUUUUAAGUCCAAGCAAGGUGAGGGAUUCUGCUCGCCAUGUCCACCCAACAGUCGGACAAGUUCUGGAGCCGCAAGCAUUUGUUCCUGCCGGAACGGCUAUUAUCGAGCAGAUAAUGACUCACCUGAGUCAGGAUGCACUACUGUCCCCUCAGGUCCACGCAACGUCAUCUCCAGUGUGAACGAAACAUCGCUGGUGCUUGAGUGGAGCGAGCCGCGUGACCAAGGUGGCAGAGAUGACCUUCUUUACAAUGUUAUCUGUAAGAAGUGUCUGCCCGAGUAUGGGACCUGCACUCGGUGUGAUGACAAUGUGGACAUCGCUCCCCGGCACCUUGGGCUGACUGAGAGACAUGUGACCGUCAGAAACCUUCAGGCUCAUACCCAGUACAGCUUUGAGAUUCAGGCUGUCAACGGAGUCUCCAACAAGAGUCCGUACACACCCCAGUUUGCAUCUGUUAACAUCACCACCAACCAGGCUGCUCCCUCUUCAAUUCCUACUGUCCUCCUGAUGGGGGCCUCAGCCAACACGAUGAGUCUCUCCUGGCUCCCUCCUGAAAAACCAAAUGGCAUCAUCUUGGAUUACGAGAUUAAAUACCAUGAGAAGGACCAGGGAGAAGCUAUUGCCCACACGAUGACUGCCCAGCGCAGCUCGGCACGUAUUGAGGGUUUGAAGCCCGGUACGACGUAUGUGGUGCAGGUUCGGGCCCGAACUGUGGCAGGGUAUGGCCGAUACAGUAGCCCCUCCGACUUCAGCACCAACCACCAAGCUGAUUCAGACAAGACGCUACAGGAACAGUUGCCGCUUAUUGUGGGCUCUCUGACGGCUGGCCUGGUUUUUAUCAUCGUUGUUGUUGUCAUUGCAAUAGUUUGCCUCAGGAAGCAACGCAAUGGCUCCGAAUCAGAAUACACAGAAAAACUGCAACAAUACAAAUCCCCUAUAGUCACUCCGGGAAUGAAGGUCUACAUUGACCCUUUCACCUAUGAGGACCCUAAUGAGGCCAUCCGCGAGUUUGCCAAAGAGAUUGACGUUUCCUGUGUGAAAAUCGAGGAGGUCAUUGGUGCAGGUAACCAACAACACAAGCUCCUGAGCAACAGGGGGAAGACAGCUAGGCACACCCAGGCCAUACCUUUAGAGGACUUCACUCCAAGCGGAGAGUUUGGAGAAGUAUGCCGCGGACGUCUCAAGCUCCCUGGACGUCGUGAGAUCAUCGUUGCCAUCAAGACUCUGAAGGCAGGGUACACUGAGCGCCAGAGGAGAGACUUUCUGAGUGAGGCUAGCAUCAUGGGCCAAUUUGACCAUCCCAAUAUUAUCCGCUUAGAAGGGGUGGUUACCAAAAGCCGGCCUGUCAUGAUUGUCACCGAGUUCAUGGAGAAUGGAGCGCUGGAUUCUUUUCUCCGGCUAAAUGACGGCCAGUUCACUGUCAUCCAGCUAGUUGGCAUGUUGAGAGGCAUUGCAGCUGGCAUGAAAUAUCUGUCCGACAUGAACUACGUGCACCGUGACCUGGCUGCCCGUAACAUCCUAGUCAACAGUAACCUGGUAUGCAAGGUGUCCGAUUUUGGCCUUUCUCGCUUUUUGGAGGACGAUCCCACUGAUCCCACAUACACCAGCUCACUGGGAGGAAAGAUCCCUAUUCGCUGGACAGCUCCUGAGGCCAUUGCUUACAGGAAGUUCACCUCAGCCAGUGACGUGUGGAGUUAUGGCAUCGUCAUGUGGGAGGUGAUGUCAUACGGCGAGCGUCCAUACUGGGACAUGAGCAACCAAGAUGUGAUAAAUGCAGUUGAGCAGGACUACCGGCUGCCUCCACCCAUGGACUGCCCCACUGCCUUGCACCAACUCAUGUUAGACUGCUGGGUUAAAGAAAGAAACUUGAGACCCAAGUUCUCCCAGAUUGUCAACACCCUGGACAAACUUAUUCGCAAUGCCGCCAGCCUUAAGGUGGUCACCAGCACACAUUCUGGGGCCUCCCAGCCACUUCUAGAUCGCUGUAUGCCUGACUACACUACGUUCACCACUGUGGGUGACUGGCUGGACGCCAUCAAGAUGAGCCGCUACAGUGACAACUUCCUCAAUGCAGGCUUCGCAUCCUUCGACCUGGUAGCCCAGAUGACCUCCGAAGAUCUACUACGGAUAGGUGUGACAUUAGCCGGCCACCAAAAGAAGAUUCUCGGGAGCAUUCAAGACAUGAGACUUCAAAUGAACCAAACGUUGCCCGUCCAGGUCUGAGUUACGGCAGGCUGCAGAACUGUUCUAAAGAGAGCUAGCGGACGAACCCUGAUGCCUGAUCAUCUCUGCUAAUUGGAUGAAACUGGCUUGCAGUGCCUCGGACAACACUUUCUUUUCCAUUAUCCUGUUUUCCUGUUACGACUGCAUUUUUUUCACCCGACAGGAGUAGAUAAGAUUAUUUUGUACUUGUUUUUAAGAACAGAGAGAAAAGUCUACAUCCCAUGCAUGCCUCACGAGGCUCCGGUGUGGGGUGGCGUUUGCAUGCGUGCGUGCGUUUGAUCUUUUCUUCAGUGAGGCUGGCUGGGACACACUCUAUCUCCAAAGCCUCCCAUAAUGCAUUUCUCCCUAAAAAGGACUCUGAGGGCAGACUCUCCUGAAUGAACGCUGAAGAUGGAUGAGAUACUCCUCUAUUAGUACGCAUAACUUGAAAACACAAGACAAUAAACUGAAUAGUGUGAAUAUAGGUUCACUGGACACGUUUGCGCAGAAAUCCCUCCAAUGCUAGGAGAUGUUUUAUUGUGUGUGUGAUUUUGUGCAUAUUCACCAUCUUCAUAUUGAAGAUGUUUUAUUUAAAGGCACAUGCCUCAAACCGAUAAGAGGGAGAGCCACAGGCAGGGGAAGGACGAUCUCAAAUGCCACAGGACCGGAAUACGAGGACGUUGCAUUUGUCCACUAGGUUUAAACUGACAAAAGGACUUCCUGGAAUACACCUGGUGAACUCAGGAUGCUCAGCUGCGUUUAUCACUAGAUGAUUUCCAUUUUAUUUCUCUUCCUUUACUCAGUUUAGCUUAUGUUACAUGUUGAGUUGACAUUAGCAGGUCAUCAAUUAUUAUAUCAGGAUUCCUUAGCAGUUAGGACGGGGGUCUUUGAUAACUACACUGCUAAAAAUCUGUAUCUUCUUUAGUAUUUUACAGUGUUUUUCUAGUCAAAUAUCUAAGCAUCCUUAUAGCAAGAUUUAUGUAAAGCAAAAUUAAAAAACAUCAUUACAAUAUUUGAAAACAAAAAUACAAUACAUGAAAACAUUCGUACCCCACUGGCAUGUUUUUUAACCUUAAAUCGAAGACAGAAGUUAGUGGUUUCACUGUAGAGUAAGUACAUUUACUCUUUUAAGGAUGUUUAGAUUUUGUACUUGAAAACAAGAUGAUUGGGAAAAUACAUUUUUGCAGUGUUUAAACUGUAAAUCACUGGCAUCUGUGUGUUCGAAUGUGGAUGUGUGUACGUUUGUGUGUGUAUGUGUAAGAAUUAUGCACACAAUUUCUGUAUAUGACAUGAAAAGUAAGGCAUAACAUGAAUUGUGACAAAGCUAUAGUAUAUAUUUAUAUUCAGUAUAUAAAAAAUAGAAAUUGAAUUUUAUUUUAAUUUCCCAAGGUCAAAAGAUUUUAAUUUAAAUCACCUUUUAAACAAACAAUUUAAUUAAAAAGAUUAGAAUUAAGUUGACGCUGCAUUCAGUAUGUUGGCAUUCAUGCAACACUUUGUAACAAACUGAAAAUAAAACAGACAUAAAAGAACAAUAGACACAUUGUUAAAACAUUUGGCAUGGUGUCAUGAAACAGUGUUUCUGCGGUGGAAUAACGAUUGCAGAGGAAGUUCAUUGAAAUUGUUGUGAGAGAAAUGAAUAGGUGUUGAACAUAUAAUCAAUGUGGGGCAGAUCCCUAGUAAAUCUCUGCUAUAUUAAAUGUAAGCCUUUCUGUCAUCAUCAUAAAGCAAGAUUGUACCGAUUCUCAGAGAUAUCCUAUUGUAAAGUCCACUCACCAAACAUUUUGUUCAUGUUUUUGGAAGUCCAGGACAUCCGAGGGCGUUUUCCAAUGAGAUAUUUCGCUACAAUGGUGAUUCGCUGGAGUUUGUCUGACAAGCAGGAUACAUUAUACUUCUUGACACAGUCAAUUUCUUGCAGUUAUUGUCAGUUUCCACACAGUUUCCUUACCCUAGUUAAUGCAGUUUAUUCGUUUUGCACAUACUGUAUACUGUAUAAUACAUUAUAUUUAUAAAUGCUAGAAUGACAGCGUCUAGUAGAUUAAAACCGAUCAAAAAUAGUCAGGUCUUGUUUCAUCAUAGAGGCCAGUGUGUUUCCAACCUAUCAGAGAUGGAUUACUUUUUUUAAUGGUUUUAUGUUCUGGUCUGCUGAGAUUAGUUAUGUGAAAUGCAAAACAAGAAGUUUCAUUAGUUAAGUACUAAAGUGUCAAAGUUAGGAAAGAAUAUAAUUAACAAAAACUGUGUAAGAACAUGUGGUUGGCCGAAUCAUACUAAAGAUAGUCUGCACAGUAGCCUAACCUGUUUUUUAGUUUUUUUUUAGUCAUUUUAAUCAUCGAAGAGAUCCUGUGUGCCUCUUUUUUUCCAAGAGAUCCUUGUAAUAUAAGCUUAUAAAGUGAUUUCUUCGGUCAAAAUUUUAUAAAAGAAAACAUCCAUAAGGAUGUUUAGGAUCUUAAGGAUGUUUGACUUUAUACUCGUGUAACCCCUUUCCUUAAAUUUACUGUCUGCACUGCUACAAACUUACAGUGCCGUAAACUCCGCUGCUUUUGUCACAUUCAAUACAUCUCACAGUGUAUUCUCUCAUAACCGGAUAUGUAUGUGUGAAUGUUUGUGUGUGGUAGUGUUUGGGUAAGGUGCUACUGUCUUUUUUUUUUACUGAAGUAAUUUUGGAACAGAACUUGCAUGAUUUUGGUUCAAUAUAUUUGUGCCAAUGGUCUCCUAACAUCAUCUCUAUCUUCCGCUCCUCUCAUGUCCCUCUACAAUAUCUAAGAUGUUUUUUUUUCUUUUUCUGAGCUACUAUUUAAUAAUAAAAUCAAGCAAAAACGUUGUUUUUUUCAAGCAGAUAAAACUUCUCAUUACAUCGCAAAAUCAGCAAAGUGUCUUCUGAGUGCUGUACUUGUAUUAAGAGAAGCAACACAUUUCAUGAUUUUUUUUUUUUUCAAAAAGCAUUGAGAUGUAUUUAAUGGUAAAGACAAACAAACAACAAUUAAAUAAUGCAUUCUUGUAGAAAUAUUUUUAAAAAACCCUUUUGCAAUUAAAUUAUUUA